UAUAUAUAUACAUAUAUACAUAUAAAUAUAUCUAUACAACUCUAUUAAUAAUAUCAAUUUAAAAAAGAAAAGAAAAAAAAAAUGGAGCGUACCUUUAUUAUGGUUAAGCCUGAUGGCGUUCAACGUGGUCUUGUGGGAGAAAUUAUUAAGCGUUUUGAGCAACGUGGCUUUCAAUUAUUAGCAAUGGAAAUGAUGUAUCCUACACGCGAAUUACUUGAAGAACAUUACAGUGAACAUAAAGAUAAAUCAUUCUUCAAGGAUAUUAUUGAUUUUAUGCAUUCAGGUCCUGUCGUCGGCAUGGUCUGGUAUGGCCAUUCUGUUGUGAAGACAGCUCGUAAAAUGCUCGGUGAAACCAACCCUUUAAAUAGCGCACCUGGCACUAUUCGUGGUGAUUUUGGUAUUGUUACUGGACGUAAUAUCUGUCACGGUUCUGAUUCUGUUGAAUCAGCAGAACGAGAAAUUAAAUUAUGGUUCCCUAAAGGAGUUGCUAUUUAUGAUAAUAAAAACACACGCCAACAAUGGAUUUAUGAAAACUAAUAAUAAAUCUUUAUAAUAUAUUCAA
Molecule: messenger RNA, 562 nt
Organism: Cokeromyces recurvatus
Lineage: Eukaryota; Fungi; Mucoromycota; Mucoromycetes; Mucorales; Mucoraceae
Product: nucleoside diphosphate kinase
Exons: 2
Coding region: 82-537 (151 amino acids)
Biological process (GO): CTP biosynthetic process; UTP biosynthetic process; GTP biosynthetic process
Molecular function (GO): nucleoside diphosphate kinase activity
Source: RefSeq, a predicted model, not a curated record